Molecule: messenger RNA, 3570 nt
Organism: Chelonia mydas (Green sea turtle)
Lineage: Eukaryota; Metazoa; Chordata; Testudines; Cheloniidae
Gene: MIS12
Product: MIS12 kinetochore complex component
Exons: 2
Coding region: 1008-1643 (211 amino acids)
Biological process (GO): protein localization to kinetochore; mitotic cell cycle; kinetochore assembly
Cellular component (GO): chromosome, centromeric region; nucleus
Source: RefSeq, a predicted model, not a curated record
UCACGGACGCUCCCGCGUCCCUUGUCAGACGUGCUUUGUGAUUGGGCGGGGUAUUUUCUCCCCAUCCCCCCGGCCCCGGCGCUCCGAUUGGUUUGGGAGGUGGGAGCCGAGCGCGCGGGCGCGGCUGGAGGCGCUGAGUGGUGGCGCUCCUCCCGGGGGCGGGGCUUCGAAUGAGGCGGGAAGCGGCGGCUGGGAUCGCGGGGUCCGCGCGGGUCCUGGGGUAGCUCGAGAGCCGCCGUCCGCCCGGUGAGAGGCCAAGGGGAGCUGACGGGGAGGCUUCCCCGCGCCUGCGGCCCGCUCUCGCUUGGGAGCCGGGGCAGGUGGCGCCCCAGUCCCAAAGGGCUCGGGAGCCAGGGCCCAGGCGACGUUUCCUGCCGCGGCCUGAGGGCCAAAGCAGCCCCCACCCCUUGGGCCUGGGGAGUGGUCGGGCCGUUGGGAUAGAGCACCAGGGGCGGCUUGGUGCUGUUUCUACUGGAAUCUAGGGCACGUCAUUUCCCCUCCCCGUGCCUCAGUUUCCCCAUGUGUACAAGGGGGCUAGAGAUCCUGACCUGCUUUGUAAAGCGCUUUGAGAUCUGCUGAGGAAAAGCUCUCUAUGAGAGCUGCCUGCUGCUAUCUUCUGUUGCCCUGUGUUGAAUUUUCUGAGAGCCUAAUGCUGUGGCUAAUUAUCUAGGGGGGAAUCUCCCCUCCCCCUUAAGUAUGAUUGAUGUCAGUCACUUAAAAACGUUCCCAAGGUGUCGGUCUGGUCCUUGGUCUGAUUUGAAAAGGCUUGUGGACAGUAGGGGUCUGUGACUGUUAGUGGGAUAGAGGCUGGUACACUGCUUAAAGGCGGAGCUCAUCCUAUUAUAAUGGACUAACUGGGGUCUUGGUCCUACCAUGUCAACACAAAUGCCUGAGAAGACUUCUGUUGGAACACUUACAGCACAAAGCCUUCAUCUCCAGUGUGACAGGGAAACAGCUUUUAUACACAGUAUUUCCACGCUGUCUAUGGUUGGUUUCUUUUAGCCAAGAUGUCAGUGAAUCCUAUGGCAUAUGAAGCCCAGUUCUUUGGUUUUACCCCUCAAACAUGUAUGCUUAGGGUCUACAUUGCAUUUCAAGACUACCUGUUUGAAAUGAUGCUGGUUGUGGAAAGAGUCAUUCUGAAGAAACUAGAAGGCUUUCCUGACUCUAAGAUCAGUCCAUUCCAAAUCCGUAAGAGCACAGAGAAAUUUCUUCUCUUCAUGAAGGAGCGCUUUGAUCACCUCUUCAGCAAAAUGGAACAAAUGCUUUUGCAGUUGGUGUUAAACAUCCCUAAAAAUGUUUUACUUCCUGAAGACAAGGUCCACCAGCAGUACCCCUACAGUAAGGAACAAUUUCAAACUCUUCAAGGUGAAAUUGAUCAGCUACAGAAACAAUACAAGGUUGAAGUGUCUGCUGGACAGGCCCUUUUAGCAGAAUUAGAAGAACAGAAAAUGGUUCAGGCAGAGCUUGAGAAGACCCUCCAGUGGUUUGAUGGGCUUGAGAACAUAUGCAGAGAGCACGGGACUAGCAAUUUAAAGGAAAGCUUUGCAUUCUUGACACAAACUUCUAAGAAACUGCAAGAUAUACUAAAGGAAGUUGAAAAGAAAAACAAAAGAUUGCAAAAAAGUAAUCUCCAUGUAGUGUAAAGGAAGUACUGAAAGGGCAGCAGAGAAACCAAUAAGACAAUACUUGUGUUACAAUACAUUUUUUGAGGAUCUCUCCAGAAGCAUUUGUAUAUAAGGUUUUGGGGGGUUUGCCCCCUCUUCCUUGCCAUACCAGUUUUUGACUGAAAGCUGGUGAGUGCAAUAUUCUGGCAAACCAUCAUUUUCCCCUCCUGAAUUCUAUAUAUACUGCUUAGACAUUUCUUUAAAUAGAUAAACAUACCCCCCAAGAGUGUCUAAAUGAGUUGUCUAAAUGGUAGCAGUGCAGACGCAAAAUAAGUGCAUUGUAAUGAAGACUUCAGUUCUCUGCAUAAUUCAUUUAAGCUACCUUAGUAGAUAGGAAGCUUUUUCUUUAAGGGUAAGAUGCUUCUAACAUUAAACUAUUUUUUGGAAGUCAAGACUUGUCAGUACUGAAAUGUUCCAUUUACAAAUGUAAGAAUGUGACAUCAUAGUAAAACUUAGGCCUUGAGGAGAAAUACAUUUAAUAAAUUUUGGAGUUGGAAUUAAUCUAGACAACGGUGAGUGGUUUCUAAAACGGAGGGUAAGUUAUUACUUCCAGUAUUUAAAAAAAAAAAAGUUUGAUAUUCUGAAGGCAUUAACAAAGACAGGACAGAGAGCCUGGAUCUUUUCUGUUUCUAGUGGGAGCAUUUCACAAAUAUUAAUCAGUAGUCAUACCAAUUUUGCAAAUGGAUAGAGUUAGUUUUGCUUUGAGCAAGAGGCGCACACUGUACAGUGCUGUGUGUGAAAAGGGACAGAUAUGAGCUACAGCGGAAUAACUCAGACUCUGGACUGCUUUGAAAGUUUUCUUGCACCAUAGUAUAUAUCGUAGUGUCAGCACAGCAUUAUACAUUGUGCAACUCUUGCUAAAAGCAAAAAACUUAAUUUGCCCAUGUAUACAAUGGGUAUAUUCACCAACCUUACACGGGUGUUGUGAGGACUGAUUAAUAUUUGUGAAGUCCUUUGAGGUCCUUGAAUUAAGCUUACUUUAUAUGGACUUGUUCCACAAUCUAUCAAAGUAAAUGUGAGUCUUUCCAUUGACUUCAGUGGCUUUUGGAUCAGCCCUUAUGUGCAUAUUAGUAUAGUAAAAAGAAGCUUAACUUUUACAGGGGCAAAACUUCCUUACUUUUUAAAAGAUACUUGCUUGAAAGAUGUUAAACUUCUGUAUAACUUGAGAGCCACUUAAAUAAAAAUGAUACAUAAAGUGACAAAAUUAUUUUUUCAAUGCAUUCUGAAACUAUACGUUCUAUGAAAUUUGUCAAAUACCUGAAGAUUUCUGGAUCAGCUCGAUAUGCUCAAAGAACAGGUCAACAAAUUUCAAGUGUCCACUGAUUUUGGGUGCCUAGUGUGACAUUUUGUGACUCACCUUGGGCACCCGAAGUCAGUGUCCACAUCUGAAAGUUUGGCCAAAGACGUUAAUUUUUAAUGUUUAACACUAGUCUUUGCGUGAACUAACAUGCAUUUAAUAACGCCUAAAGAUUUUCUAAUGGAAAUCAUUCUGAAGUAUUAUUUAGAGACUCAUUUUGUAUGUAUCAUUUAAAACGGUGUUUAUUUUUCUACAUUUUUUGAUCAGUAAAAUCUAAGAUUUCAUUUCCCCACCACUCAUUCUUAUAUUUAGUAAGCUUCUGUGCUACUGUAUGGCUCCAGCUAAAACUAUAGUUAGAGGAUUAGGAACAGAUGCUGAAUAAGAAGAUUAAUUUUUAAGAUGCAGCUUAGCCUGUCUUUUAUAAAUAAAUAGUUGUGUUUAACUUUUUCAUCCCCCAAAUUGCAAAGGCUGUUGCCCAUACUUUGAACUAAACACUUUUAUGAAAAGUCAUUUGUCUGUCACUUUGUAGAACUUGCAUCCUUUUACCAUAUUUUUCUAUUAAGAGUGUGAUUUAAGUGAAAAGUAAAUAAACAUUCCAGUAACGUGUAA